AAUUGCCACUAAUACCACUUUCCUAAUACCACUUUUCAACUUUACACUUUUCAAAUUUACCUUUAAAAUUUUAGUAGGUAAAGUACCAUUAUACCCUUAUUUAAUCAAACAUAAACAUAAGUCUUCUCCCACAAGAAAUUGAAAAUUCAAAAACCCCUAAUCGAGAGAUUGAUUCCGGCGAUCGAGAGAUUCCAACGAGAGAUCGAUUCCGGCGAGAGAGAUCGAUUCCUUCGAGAGAGAUCGAUUCCGGCGAGAGAGAUCGAUUCCGGCGAGAGAGAUUCGAUCCGUCGAGAGAGUUUCGACGACUUCAGCCAUUUUCACCGGCGAGAUUUGAUUAUUCAGGCGACAUUGACGUCCGACGAGAUUUGGCGUAGACUACAAGCUCAAUCGAAUCAAUCUCUCUUCACGAACGUAACAAAGUUAUGGUGUUCGAAAUUUGUUCUAUAUGUGGAGAAUGGAAACUAAUAAAUGGAAUUCACUGGGAUUUCAUAGUGGAUGAUCAACGAGGAUCCUCUCUUAGUAUGAUUCAUGAAGAUAUCAGCUACAAUGAUUUGAUUGUGGCUGUUUUAGAAGAUUUUGGAAUUGAUGGCAACAGAAACAGUGUAAAUCUUAGCUAUGCCUCACCUUCAAAAUUAAACUUUGGUACAAAAGAGCUUCCUCCAGCAUUUAUUAGGAAUGAUCGUCAAGUAACAUCUUAUCUGAGCAAACUUAAGGAGAAUGGAGACCUUCAUCUAUGUGUAACCAUUAAGAGAAGAACUCAAUUAUCACCAAUGAUUAUGUCAAAUAUGAUCCAGCCACGGGGUGGAAAUAGUAAUCAUGAUUUGCCUAUUGCUGGAACUAGUAAUCCGCGUGAGACAGGAACACAAAAAUCACCAUUGAUUAUGUCAAACAUGAUUCAGACACAAGAUGAAAUUUCUAGUACUCAUGAUUCGCCUAUUGCUGGAAGUAGUAAUGUAUUUGAGAGAGGAACAAAAACACACGCGGAGACUGAAUGGAACAGCAUUCAGAGAGUUGACGAAGUCUCUGGUAUACAACAUACUUGUAUUAGCGACAGUCUUAUUUCUCCUUCAAGUGGUCUUGUUAGCAAUAAGAGAGGAUUGGACUCGAUUGGACUUGCUGUAUAUGGGUCUGGAAAGUCAAAAUUGCCAUCUUUCUCCAGUAGACGUGGUAGAGAAAGCAUGGGAGAAGAUAUCUUGUCUCCCAGUUGUGGUGAUGAUGAUGAUUUGUUCUGCGGGAAGUUUUUCAAGGAUAAAAAGGAAAUGAGCACAAAGUUGAGGUUGCAUGCAGUUAGUAAAAGCUUUGAGUUCCACACAGAAUAUUCAGACAAAACACGUUAUGUUCUUAGUUGUGUGGAUGAAAGAUGCAGUUGGAGUUUUCGUGCAAAAUCAGUUAAAGGAUCUCAGAGUUUUUUUGUUCGUCAUUAUGUAUCUAAACAUACUUGUGACACUUCUCUGAGAACUGUUAGUCAUCGGCAAGCUACUGCAAAAUUGUUGGGAACUAUGGUCAGCAAUCAUUAUGAAGGAGGAAAGAUUGGGCUGAAACCUAAACAGAUCAUGGAAAAAGCUAGAAAUGAUCAUGGUGUUGUGAUUACAUAUUCAAAGGCUUGGAGGUCUCAAGAGCACGGCCAAGAUAUAGCUAGGGGUACUCCUGAUGACAGUUAUGAAGCUUUGCCCAGUUGGUUUCACAUGAUAAAAGAAAAGAAUCCAGGUUCUGUGACUUUUAUCGAAGUUGAUGCUGUUGGGAAAUUCAAAUACGCAUUUUUGUCGCUUGGUCCAUCUAUCAGAGGGUUUAAGUUGAUGAGGAAGGUACUUUCUGUUGAUGGUGCCCAUCUGAAAUCAAAGUAUAAAGGGACUCUACUUGCUGCCACAGCACAAGAUGGUAAUUUUCACUUGUAUCCUAUAGCUUUUGCUAUAGUUGAUUCUGAGAAUGAAGCCUCAUGGAGUUGGUUUAUGAAAUGUCUGAAAACCAUCAUUCCUGAUGAAGAGGAUUUGGUUUUUGUCUCUGAUCGUGCGGCCUCUAUUGAAAAAGCUCUUUUACAACAUUAUCCUGUUGCUCACCAUGGAAUCUGCAUCUUUCACUUUCAAAAGAAUGUCCAGGACAAUUUCAAAAGUUCAACACUUGUCCCUUUGGUUGUUGAAGCUGGUUAUGCCUACACCAAAGCUGAUUUCGAUUGCUAUUUUCAAGAGAUUGAGGAGUCCGACAUUGUAUUAGCAGAUUAUCUUCGUAAAGCAGACUUCAGGAAGUGGACCCGAGCUUAUUCUCCUGCUAAUCGCUUCAACAUCAUGACGUCAAACUUGGCCGAAUCUAUAAAUUCUUUGCUGAAAGUGAGUCGUGAGUAUCCAAUUGUCUGUCUUUUUGACACUAUUAGGAUGAUAAUGACUAAGUGGUUCACUGAACGACGUGAGGAAGGAGUUCGUCACAUGCACCCUGUCACUGUCGAAGUGGGGAACAAGAUGAAGGAGCUAUAUGAUUUUACGUCUCGCUUCCUUGAAGUUUCCAAAAUCAAUGAUUCAGAGUUUGAGGUUAAGGGAGAUACAAGAGAUCAAGUGGUGAAUUUUCAAACAAGGCAUUGUUCAUGUUUUGUGUUUGAUAUUGAGAAGUUUCCUUGUGCUCAUGCAAUUGCCGCUGCAAAAUCUGGGAAUAAGCACGAAAAUGAUUAUGUCGAUGAGUUUUUCUCCAAUGAAAGGUUUACACUAGCAUAUUCAGAGAGUGUAUAUCCUGUUGGUGAUAAAACAUAUUGGGAUAUUCCUCCCCAUGUAGCUUCGUUUGUUUGUCGCCCUCCAUCUACACGCUUUCCUAGUGGGAGGAGGAAAAAAAAGAGGAUACCAAGUUCGUGGGAGUAUGGAAAAUAUCGGCCCAUAUCUAAACCAUCACCCAAGGCUUACAAAUGCAGCAGAUGUGGACAGAAAGGACACAACAAAGGUAGUUGUGUAAGGCCUAUUUGAUAACAGAGUAGUAUAAAAACUUGUGUGCAAUUGAUUAUUUUAUAUGAUGUUAUAAGAGAGAAUUGGAAUCGAAUAGAUUUUGGGGAACCUUUUACUAUUACAUUUUAUCGUUUUAUAAUGAUUUAUAAAGUUUACAGGUGUCUAAUAGAAGUUAUGUUCCUUUUAUUUUUACAUCUAUCAUUUUAUAAUGCUUUAUAAAUUUUGCAGGUGUCUAAUAGAAGUUAUGUUAUUUAUUAUACGAAAUGUGUGGUUACAUAAACUACCCUUUAUAAAUCAUUAGGAUUCAGAUUAAUUGUAGAAAUUAUAUGUUCGUUUGAUAUCUUAGCUUACUUGCAUGAACAUAAAUAAAAUAUGUUUCCUUAGCAAAGGUUUAAGGUACAAACCAAAAUAUAUUUUCCUCAUCAUGAAGGAUUAAGGGACAAGCCAAAAGAUGUUCCUCAUUGAAGACAUCAUCAAAAGAUAACACACUAAAACUGAAAAAGUUCCAUAGAUAUUUGUUAAAAGUACUAAAAAACUGAAAGAGCUUCAUUUCUUCAAAUUCGCGAUGCUUCUAAUCGGCAUUUUUAAGAUCUUCCAAAACACUUCCUAUCACAUCAUCAGCUGAAUCUUUCUCAAAUUGUUUCUUUUGUUUUUUCGAUUUGGGGGUGCCAACAUUGUGUUCCUUUAUAAGCAUAACAAUUAAGAAAAUCAGAAAUGAUAAUUGGAUGUAGUCAAUGAAAUUUGAAAGAAUAUUUUAUAAACCAUUAUACAUAGA
Molecule: messenger RNA, 3699 nt
Organism: Brassica rapa (field mustard)
Lineage: Eukaryota; Viridiplantae; Streptophyta; Magnoliopsida; Brassicales; Brassicaceae
Molecular function (GO): zinc ion binding; nucleic acid binding
Source: RefSeq, a predicted model, not a curated record